This is a messenger RNA of Plasmodium relictum, 450 nucleotides long. Its product is annotated as conserved Plasmodium protein, unknown function. NCBI's taxonomy places the organism in Eukaryota, Apicomplexa, Aconoidasida, Haemosporida, Plasmodiidae. The transcript has a single exon. The coding region runs from base 1 to 450 and encodes 149 amino acids. The record is from RefSeq and is a predicted model, not a curated record.
AUGGACGCUGAAAAAGAUAACAAAAAUGACGAAUGGGAAUUACAUCCAUUAUUCUUAUCAAAAAUUCCUAGUAAAAAUGAUAUAGAUAAAAAUUCAGCUCUUUCUGCUUUAAUAAGUAUAAUUAAUGAAGAAGAAGAAAAAGAAAUAUUUAAUUACGAACCUAGAAGAAAAAACUUAAAAAAAAGGAUAACGGAAAAAGGAGAAAUUAUUCAUAAUAAAGAUAGAAGAAAUUUUUACGAACCCUACCAAAGCAAAGUAAUAAACAAUUUAGAAAAACAAAAAUUAAAUAAAAAUAUUGAUUUCAAUAAAUAUGAAAAUAUAAAUGACCGCAUAAAUGAUCUGGAAGAUAAUACUACUACCUCAAAUAAAAAUUUAAAUAAAAAUAAGAAUGGAGAAGAUACGUCCAUAGGUGAGUUAUUAGUUUGUUUAUCAAUGAUAAAUUUGAAAUAA